AUGGAACAGGCGACUCCGCCAAAUGCCCACAUACGCGUUCUAGAGGUUGAGAUCUCAGCCCCCAUGACUUCUGGCCAGUCAUACUAUUUCAAAGUGGGUGGAAUACCCAUUCGUGCAGCUUGGAUAAAGAGGAGAUGCAUUGGCGAAGCUAAGACACGAAAAUACACCGCAGUACUCUUUGUUCUUGUGGAAGCAGAAGUUUCCAGUGAGCUGGACGUAUGCGGACCUUACAUCAUACCACUUACUCCUCUGAUUUCCAUGGACAGAACUCUUGACAUUGUUACCCUUGAUAGCGGUGUAGUGGAAGCUUAUCAAAACCUAGCAUGGCGGUAUGAGCUAACCAAACAAAAGAAUGAUACGUCACUAAUCUGGUUUAAUGAGAGCCCAGAUAUGCUAAAGGCCUGGUUCAAACACGCCGGAUUUGGCAAGCAUCUCGGCGUAAAGAUAAUAUGCUGUGGGGCAAGUUCCAAACAUCUGGACGGCAACGAAGAAAUCAGGAAAACCAUUAAGUCUGCGACCGUCAAUGGACCUGUACCAAUAAGGAAGGAUGGCCAAGGACAAGGACUCGUCGAUGGUUUGGCUGAAGCCCUCCGUUCAAAGACCAUUUUGUUGUAUAAUGGCAGCAUUGAUGAUGCACUCCAGGAUUUUAUCCUAGGUAGCAAAAACCUCUAUGUGGUUGGUGAGAAUCUGAGAUCCUACGGUGUACGUCCCAAGCGGCUUGACUUUGAUGAUGGAAAGGUUUAUAAAAGUCUUGAUGUGUAA
Molecule: messenger RNA, 762 nt
Organism: Colletotrichum higginsianum IMI 349063
Lineage: Eukaryota; Fungi; Ascomycota; Sordariomycetes; Glomerellales; Glomerellaceae
Exons: 2
Coding region: 1-762 (253 amino acids)
Source: RefSeq, a predicted model, not a curated record